GCCAGCAAUAGUUUAAGGGUGCAUUUUGAAAUAAACCCAAAAAGGCUACUGAAAUUAACCGACAAGCGGUGAGGUCCCGGCGUCCCGCCAAGCAUGAAUCAUGAAUCCAACAGUUGAUGGCUUCUCUAAUAUGCCGAACCCGACGAUUUCUUGUCCCGACAAAGCCUUCAUUCAGCAGCUAUCUGGCCUUAUAUACCUUCCCUAUCUCUACAGUUUCAGCUGUAGCGCCCGCAAACUACUGGAAAACCUUUUCGCAUAUUUUUCAAGAAUGCUCAAAAGAGAGAGCUUUAGACCCGGGAAUGCAAUCCCACGCCAGAAUGUUAACUACUGGGUUCAAACCCUCAAUUUUUGUCUCGAAUUGUUUGAUUCAAAUGUAUGUAAGAUGCUCCUACUUACACUAUGCUAAUAAAGUGUUUGAUAAUAUGUCUCAAAGAGACACGGUUUCGUGGAAUACAAUGAUUUUUGCUUAUUGUUCAACCGAUAUUGCAAUGGCUCAAUCAUUUUUUGGUUUGAUGCCUGAGAGGGAUGUUAUUUCGUGGAACACUUUGAUUUCAGGUUACCUGCAAAAUGGGGAUUACAGAAAAGCAGCCGAAAUUUUUGUCGGGAUGCAAAGGGAGAGCGUGGCUUCUGAUGGAACCACUUUUGCUGUGGUUCUAAAGGCUUGUUCCGGUUUGGAAGAUUAUGAGUUGGGAAUUCAGGUGCACAGCGUUGUAGUUAAGGUGGGGUUUGACCAUGAUGUGGUAACCGGUAGUGCACUUGUAGAUAUGUAUGGGAAAUGUAAAACAUUAGAUGAGUGCUUUCAGUUUUUUGGAGAACUUCCAAAUAAGAAUUGGGUUUCAUGGAGCGCUGCAAUUGCGGGCUGCGUUCAAAAUGAUGAGCUUGUUGGUGGAUUAAAAUUGUUCAGGCGGAUGCAGAGAGAGGGAGUUGGGGUGAGUCAAUCGACUUAUGCUAGUGUUUUCCGGUCAUGUGCUGCACUAUCUGAGGUGCAAUUGGGAUCUCAAUUGCAUGGUCAUGCAAUCAAGAAUAAUUUUGGAUACGAUGUCAUAGUUGGAACUGCCACUUUGGAUAUGUAUGCAAAGUGUGGUAAUUUGUAUUAUGCUAAGCAGAUAUUUGACUUGUUGCCCAACCGCAGUUUGCAAUCUCAUAAUGCUAUUAUUGUUGGCUAUGCUCGAGGUGAUUGUGGAUAUGAAGCUCUAAACGUUCUUAAGCUUUUAUUAAAGUCCAACCUUGGUUUCAAUGAAAUAAGCUUAUCUGGUGCAUUUAGUGCUUGUGCAGUGAUCAAAGGAUUAAAAGAGGGAACUCAAAUACAUGCAUUAGCUACCAAGAGUCCUUUCUCGUCUGAUGUUUGUGUGGCAAAUGCCAUACUUGACAUGUAUGGAAAAUGUGGAGCAUUGGUUGAAGCUCGUUGCACAUUUGAUGAAAUGGAAGUAAGGGAUGCUGUCUCUUGGAAUGCAGUCAUUGCAGCUUAUGAGCAGAAUAGGAAUGAAGAGGAAACCGUACUGCUAUUUGUUUCAAUGCUUAAGCAUGGCAUGGAACCUGAUGAAUUUACUUUUGGUAGUGUACUAAAAGCAUGUGCAGGUCAGCAAGCUCUUAAUCACGGGAUGGAGAUUCACAGCUUGAUCAUUAAAUCUGGGAUGGGGCUUGAAUCAUUUAUUGGAAGUGCUCUUGUGGAUAUGUAUUGUAAGUGUGGAAAGGUAGGAGAAGCUGAGAAGCUUCAUGGCACAAUGGAUGAACAAACAAUUGUUUCAUGGAAUGCAAUCAUUUCUGGUUUCUCAUCACAUGAACAAAGUGAGGAAGCUCAGAAGUUCUUUUCUAUGAUGUUAGAAAUGGGAGCUAAACCUGAUAAUUUCACCUAUGCAACUGUUCUUGACGCUUGUGCUAAUCUGGCAACUGUUGAGCUUGGAAAGCAAAUCCAUGCUCAGAUAAUCAAGCAAGAGUUGCAGACAGAUGUGUUCAUAACUAGCACUCUAGUCGACAUGUACUCGAAGUGUGGGAACUUGCAGGAUUGCAGGUUGGUAUUUGAAAAAGCAACAAACUGUGAUUUUGUGACAUGGAACGCCAUGGUUUGUGGCUAUGCUCAGCAUGGUCUUGGAGAAGAGGCUUUGGAGAUCUUUAAAAAAAUGCAACUCAAGGAUGUAAAACCUAAUCAUGCAACCUUUGUGGCAGUUCUCCGAGCUUGUGCACAUAUAGGUCUUGUUGAGGAAGGGUUGCAUUACUUCAAGUCCAUGCAGGUUGAUUAUGGGUUAGAUCCGCAGUUGGAUCAUUAUUCUUGUAUGGUGGAUAUACUAGGCAGGUCAAACCGAGUCACUGAAGCCCUGAAGCUUAUUCAAGAAAUGCCUUUCGAGGCUGAUGAUGUAAUUUGGAGGACACUUCUCAGCAUAUGCAAGAUGAAAGGGAAUGUAGAGGUGGCAGAGGAAGCAGCAGCUUCUCUUCUGCAAUUGGAUCCUCAAGAUUCCAGCACCUGUGUUCUCUUAUCAAAUAUCUAUGCUGAUGCUGGAAUGUGGGAAGGGGUUUCCAGGCUAAGGAAAGUGAUGAGGCACGGUCACUUCAAAAAAGAGCCAGGUUGCAGCUGGAUAGAGGUCAAGUCCGAGGUACAUAUGUUUCUUGUUGGAGACAAAGCUCAUCCAAGAUGUGCAGAGAUAUAUAACAGCUUGACGGCUUUAAUAGACGAAAUGAAGUGGGCUGGUUGUGUUUCUGACGGUGAUGGAAUGGAGGAUGACUACGUGGCAUGUUGUCAUGCAAGUACAUUCUCCAGCCUCUAAAAAAGGGUGAAAGCCUGGUGACAACUGAGUAAAGACCUCCAAAAUCAUGCUUUGAAUUUUAUCAUCAACCGCUGUUAUCACAAAAUUGUUCUCCCCUCUCUACCAGCCAGCGUCUCUCUUUUCGAUUGCUAUCCCUCUCAAAUCCAAAUGUCUGUACAUGCCUGUUCAUUUCA
This is a messenger RNA of Coffea arabica (coffee), 2935 nucleotides long. RefSeq names its product pentatricopeptide repeat-containing protein At3g02330, mitochondrial-like. Gene Ontology annotation, molecular function: protein binding; RNA binding. Gene Ontology annotation, biological process: RNA modification. The record is from RefSeq and is a predicted model, not a curated record. Lineage: Eukaryota; Viridiplantae; Streptophyta; Magnoliopsida; Gentianales; Rubiaceae.